GAAGCCAAGCAUAGCGGAGUGACUACUCGUCAGGCGCGCAGCACUCCUUCUCCUACCCAGUUCCUGUUUCCGCCUUCUGUCUUCAGACAGUUUACAACUCAAAGCAUCCUGUUCAGGCAGAAUAUAAACCUUGAAGAAAUGCAAGCUCAAUGAGAUAAAGCCAGGAAGAAGUUGUUCUCUGAAUUCCCAAGUGAGGAUUCUGUGAGGCUUCUAAAAAAAGACGACCACUGAGAGCCAGAGAGACUGAGCCGUCUGCCAGUCAGUCAGAGGACUACAGAGACACAGAGGGUGACACCAGUGAGCUGGCCAGACUACCAGAGCCUGGCUCAGCACAAGCCCAAACCAGUCUAGCCCAAAGAGGGCCCACCCAAGAAGGCAGGCCACAACAAUGGACCUCAACCCAUCCUAACCCCCUGCAGGAACCAUAGCCAUGCAUUAACUAACCCCACCAACCAAACCCCAACUGGACCACGCUCACCUCCUCCGUUCUCCCUCCACCCUACGCCCUCCAUCGCCGUUCUCACCAUGCUUCAGAGCCUAUUGUGACGGGAGUGCUGCUCACCCCCCCAUCCCUCACCCCUCCACCCCAGAGACCCCAGAGGGGUGAAAGAUGCGGCCAUGGGCAGGUUCGUGGCGCUGGAUUAUGCUGGUGCUCCUUGCGUGGGGUACACUGCUGUUCUACAUCGGAGGACACCUGGUUAGGGACAGCGAGCAUCCGGAGAGAUCCAGCAGAGACCUGUCCAAGAUCCUGGCCAAGCUGGAGAGACUGAAACAGCAGAAUGAGGACCUGAGACGCAUGGCUGAGACACUCAGGUUACCAGAGGGUCAGUCUGACGGGGGCCAGGUGGUGAGCGCAGGGAGACUGCGGACCUUGGAGGAACAGCUGAUCAGAGCUAAAGAACAGAUCAACUCCUAUCGUAGCCUGCCUGGAGACGGGCCUGGUAGGAACCAGGAGGAGCUGCGGAGGAAGAUAGAGAACGGGGUGAAGGAGAUUUGGUACUUUGUCCGCAGUGAGGUCAAGAAGCUGGGUCACAUGGAGCAGGGGGACCUGCAGAAACAAAUUGACACACUGCUGCAGGAGCUGGGACACCAGCAGAGGUCGAUCAUGACUGACCUGCACUACCUGAGCCAGGCUGAUGGAGCAGGAGACUGGAGAGAGAAGGAGGCCAAGGACCUGUCUGACAUGGUACAGAAUAGGAUCACAUACCUCCAGAACCCCCAGGACUGCUCCAAGGCCAGGAAGCUGGUGUGUAACAUCAACAAGGGCUGUGGCUACGGCUGCCAGCUGCACCACGUGGUCUACUGCUUCAUGAUCGCGUACGGCACCCAGCGUACCCUCAUCCUGGAGUCCCAGAACUGGCGCUACGCCACGGGCGGCUGGGAGACCGUCUUCCUCCCAGUCAGUCAGACAUGCACCGACCGCACCGGGGUCACCACCGGACACUGGUCAGGUGAGGCUAACGACAGAGACAUCCAGGUGGUAGAGUUACCCAUCGUUGACAGUCUCCACCCCCGCCCCCCCUACCUGCCCCUGGCUAUCCCAGAGGACCUGGCCCAGCGCCUCCACCGGCUCCAUGGAGACCCGUCCGUGUGGUGGGUGUCUCAGUUGGUCAAGUACCUGAUCCGGCCCCAGGCCUGGCUGGAGAAAGAGAUCCAGGAAACCACCGCCAAACUGGGCUUCAGCCACCCCAUCAUAGGGGUCCAUGUGCGGCGGACAGAUAAAGUGGGGACAGAGGCAGCCUUCCACCCUAUAGAGGAGUACAUGGUUCAUGUAGAAGACCAUUUCCAACAUCUGGCUAGACGCAUGCUGGUGAACAAGAAGAGAGUCUACCUGGCCACCGACGACCCCGCACUACUAAAGGAGGCCAAGGCUAAGUACCCAGACUAUGAGUUCAUCAGUGAUAACUCCAUCUCGUGGUCUGCGGGGCUACAUAACCGCUAUACUGAGAAUUCACUGAGAGGAGUCAUCCUGGACAUUCACUUCCUGUCACAGACCAACUUCCUGGUCUGCACCUUCUCCUCACAGGUGUGUCGUGUGGCAUAUGAGAUCAUGCAGACCCUCCAUCCGGACGCCUCGUCUCACUUCCACUCCUUGGAUGACAUCUACUACUUUGGUGGCCAGAACGCCCACAACCAGCUAGCCGUGUACGCCCACCAGCCCCGCAGCCCCGACGACAUCCCCCUGGAGCCCGGCGACCUGAUCGGGGUGGCGGGGAACCACUGGGACGGAAACUCCAAGGGCAUCAACCGCAAGACGGGCCGUACCGGCCUCUACCCGUCCUACAAGGUGAAGGAGAAGAUCGAGACCAUCAAGUAUCCUACGUACCCCGAGGCAGACAAGAUGCUGAAUCAGUAGAGAGAGACUGAGAUGCAGACUGAGAUGCAGACUGAGAUACAGACUGAGAUGCAGACUGAGAUGCAGACUGAGAUGCAGACUGGGGUGCAGACUGGGGUGCAGACUGAGAUACAGACUGGGGUGCAGACUGAGAUGCAGACUGAGAUGCAGACUGAGAUACAGACUGAGAUACAGACUGAGAUGCAGACUAAGAUGCAGACUGAGAUGCAGACUGAGAUGCAGACUGAGACACAGACUGAGAUGCAGACUGAGAUGCAGACUAAGAUGCAGACUGGGGGGCAGACUGAGAUACAGACUGGGGUGCAGACUGAGAAACAGACUGGGGUGCAGACUGAGUAACAGACUGAGAGACAGACUGAGAGACAGACUGGGAUGCAGACUGAGAUACAGACUGAGAUGCAGACUGAGAAGCAGACUGAGAUGCAGACUGAGAUGCAGACUGAGCGCAGACUGAGAUGCAGACUGAAAGGCCGACUGAGAUACAGACUGAGACAGACUGAGAGACAUACUGAUAAGCAGACUGAGAGACAGACUGAGAUGCAGACUGAGUGACAGACUGAGAUGCAGACUGAGGUGCAGACUGAAAUGCAGACUGGGGUGCAGACUGAUAUGCCGACUGAUAUGCCGACUGAGUUACAGACUGAGAGACAGACUGAGAUACAGACUGAGAGACAGACUGAGAUGCAGAAUGAGAUACAGACUGAGAUGCAGACUGAGAUGCAGACUGAUAUGCCGACUGAUAUGCCGACUGAUAUGCCGACUGAGUUACAGACUGAGAGACAGACUGAGAGGCAGACUGAGACGCAGACUGAGACGCAGACUGAUAUGCAGACUGAGACGCAGACUGAUAUGCAGACUGAGAUACAGACCCGAGAUACAGACUGAGAUACAGACGCACACUGCUCACUUAUGAGAGGAGAGAGACCCUCAGCCCGGUAGAGGGGACGAGGAGGAAAGCACUUUGAACGAGUGGUGGUGUUUGUCGGUGGAAGGGUUUGCAUGUGUGAACACCAUGCUUGCUUGCAUGUGUGCACGUGCGUGAGUGACAGAGGAGUAUCUACAGGGUAUCUGACAUACUCCUCACCCUCGGGGACUAGGACCCUCCAGUGGAUCCCUCCAUCAGGAUGGUUAAUAAGACAACAAUGAACGAAUGAAUAAACGACAAGAAGAAAUACACGAAGGAUAGCACUCCGGUGGAAUGAUGAAGGGAUCGUCCAAUCGCAGCUCUUUAUUUAAAUAAUAAUUGAAAUAACUGAGAAACCUCAGAAUGAUGACUGAAACAAAGAAUUAUAAAGAGAACCAAUUGUGAACUUCAAGAACCAACAAACAAACUCUUGACUUUCUCCUCUCCUCCUGUGCUGUUCUCUUCUCUGUUCUCUUCUCUGUUCUAUUCUCUUCUCAUCUCUGUUCUAUUCUCUGUUCUCAUCUCUGUUCUCAUUUCUUCUCUGUUCUCGUCUCUGUUCUCGUCUCUGUUUUCUUCUCUGUUCUCAUCUCUGUUCUCAUUUCUUCUCUGUUCUCUUCUCUGUUCUCUUCUCUGUUCUCAUCUCUGUUCUCUCUGUUCUCUGUUCUCAUCUCUGUUCUCAUCUCUGUUCUCAUCUCUGUUCUAUUCUCUGUUCUCUUCUCUGUUCUCAUCUCUGUUCUCUUCUCUGUUCUCUUCUCUGUUCUCAUCUCUGUUCUCUGUUCUCUUCUCUGUUCUCUUCUCUGUUCUCUUCUCUGUUCUCUUCUCU
Molecule: messenger RNA, 4083 nt
Organism: Oncorhynchus keta (chum salmon)
Lineage: Eukaryota; Metazoa; Chordata; Actinopteri; Salmoniformes; Salmonidae
Gene: fut8a
Product: fucosyltransferase 8a (alpha (1,6) fucosyltransferase)
Exons: 11
Coding region: 611-2356 (581 amino acids)
Biological process (GO): protein N-linked glycosylation
Cellular component (GO): Golgi cisterna membrane
Molecular function (GO): protein binding; glycoprotein 6-alpha-L-fucosyltransferase activity
Source: RefSeq, a predicted model, not a curated record